Molecule: messenger RNA, 4622 nt
Organism: Teleopsis dalmanni
Lineage: Eukaryota; Metazoa; Arthropoda; Insecta; Diptera; Diopsidae
Exons: 2
Coding region: 1-4611 (1536 amino acids)
Molecular function (GO): protein binding
Source: RefSeq, a predicted model, not a curated record
AUGUCUAUAUCGAAGUUACGAAGCAAAUCCGCCUUAGGACGACAUGAAAAUGGCAAGGCAACAAAAAAACCAACAUUAGGAGUGGCAGUCAUAACUGCAACAACAACUAAUAAUGCAACUCAAUAUGUUGGAGCUAACAAAGCUAAUAGCAAUUCCGGCAACGUAACACCAACAUCAGCAACAAAACCCACAACAGCUAUAACAACAACAACGACAGCAAAAAUAUCUGCUUCUUCCGUUGCACUUACAGUUGCAAAUACAACUCAACAACCACAACAACAACCACAGUCACAGUUACAACCACAACAACAACAACAACAACAAAAUUUACCUCAAAAUUCCUUGCUGAAGAUAGAACCAUUUGUUCCUACUUUUAAUACACGUUUACGUCGGCCUAUUGGUCGCUCUUAUAGUACAUUAAGUUCAACAUAUAUUAAGGCUGCAACUAAUCUAAGCGGUCUACACAUCGUUAAAAAAAAUGAAGUUAGAAAUGCAGGUUUAGUAGUGGGCGCUGCUAUUGAAGUCGCACUGCCAAAAACAACACGAAACCCAGUUGGACACUUACGUAGCAGAUAUCAUAAUAUUAAGACCAUCACACGACAACGUUCUAAAUCCACAUCGUCAUCGUCGGCGUCAGCAUCAAAUCGUUUAGCCGCUGCCAAGGGCAAUAGCAACAAUAUUAGCCACAAUAAUACUAACGGCAAUAAUGUGUCUUACUCGAAUAAUGUCAAUAUUGUAACUGCAAUCAAUACCAAUGGCGCAAUUGUUACACCACAACCGAAUGGCAUUUGCCGCAUAGCACGUCUACUCAAAGAACAAGAAAAAUUACCGGAUCGUAUAAAUUAUGACCGUCGUGGACUUUCCGCAAUUCCAAUAUUUGAAAAUGAACCAAAUCUGCGUUUGCUUUCAUUGCAGCAUAACUUAAUCAAUGUGUUCCAUAUACCAAAGGAAAGCCCUGCCUUUUAUAUACCAGAAACUGUGACUCAACCAACUAAGCUGGAUGAUGUAGCCUAUAACUGCAAUUUUGGUCAGCGUUUAAAUCGGCAAAUCAAUGCUAAUCACCAACUAAGAACACAACAUGGUAGUGUCAGCCGUUUUACUUUAGCAUUGACUUCACCGAAAUCGAGCAAGUCAAGCAAUUCAUUGGCAAACAAACAGAGUCCGACACAAAUAAGAGCAUUUCCAAUACCGCCUCCACCACCACCAUCUACACCCCCACCUUUAACAACCUAUACAAUACAGAUUGGCAACAGUAACAAUGCAAGCAGCAUACAUACAAAUCAAUUACUUAAACGUAACGGCAUGUUGCAGCAACUAAAAAACAAUGGCACACAACUAACGCCUUCGACGUACUACCAUCAGCAGCAACAGCAACAACAACAGCAACAGCAAUUGCAGUACCGGUUCGCUGCGUUAAAAAAAUCGAAAAGUUUCGUAACUAACUAUUCCAGGCACUUGCAAAGCAUCAAAAGAAAUUUACAGAAAUCCGGUCUGGCAAAGGUCGAUGGAAAUGUAUUCGCCACAAAUGGUGGGACACAACUCAAAAGUUUCGACUCAAACGCAAGUGGCUUAACUUCAGAUUCUGCAUCAGCCUCAGCCUCAGCCUCAACUUUAAUCAUCAGUGAAAGUGGGGAUGAAGAGCAACAAAGACAGCAACUAGAAAUUAAAAACAAACAGUUAACUGCAUCGUAUGGAGCGAUUUUUCACAACCUCGUAUUUUUAGAUUUGUACAACAAUCAAAUUGAGCGAAUCGGCAAUUUGGAUGGACUACCAACAUUAUCGGUGCUGCUGUUAGGGAAGAACCGCAUCACGGAUAUUAGUGGGCUGCAUUCUCUACGUCAAACGCUACGUGUACUGGAUUUGCAUGGCAAUAAAAUUAUAAGCAUCAGCAAUAAAAUCAAUUGUCUACUGGAGUUGAAAUCCCUUAAUUUGGCCGGCAAUCAGAUACGCCAAAUCAAUCAUAAUGACUUCAAUGGUUUGCUCAAUUUGAAGGAGCUUAAUCUUAAGCGCAACAAAAUCCGACGCAUUAAUGGACUUCAAGAUUUGACAGCAUUGGAGCGUCUUUGGCUGUGUCACAACGAAUUGCAACGUGUGGAGGAUAUGACGAGCAUAGCAAAAGCAGCCAAUUUAUUAGAGGUAACCAUAGAAAAUAAUCCUGUGUCAUUAGCUGGUGAUUGUGUGUCAUUCUUGGUAAGUUAUUUGCCACAUUUGCAGUCACUCAGUCAGAUGCCAAUUACGGAGCAGGUGAGACAGGCAGCAAUGACUUGGCGUAAAAACAAGGAAAUUUCAGAUGCAAACAAUGCAAGCCAUUCAGCAGAUGGCUUUACUAACAUUCGCCGAGAGGAAGUAAUAUCGAAUGCACGUACCAAUUGGGAACUGCUGAGGUCACAGCAAACAGUGCAUAAUGUAUUGCGGAAUCAACGCUGCAUGAAACCGAAUGAGUUGGAAAAAAUAAAUGAAUCAAAUGAGAUAAACACAGGUAGCGUUGAAAUGCAAGAGGUAAUAAAGUUGCCACCAAUACAACAAAACAUAUCGCAACCACAGCCGCAGGAACAACAAACAAUACAAACCAAUAGCACAAUUGAGCAGAAGGAGAAUAAUGGGCGCUUAUCACGUUCAUCAGGUUCGAGUUUAGGUCCAAAUGUAGACUCAUCUUCUAGCUGCUAUAGUACUGAAAACGAAGCGGAACAAUCAAACAACUCUACGGAGAAAUCGGGGUCCAAAAAUAAAGGUAAGAAACAAAACAAUACAGAAAGCUUAACCGAUCAAAAGCAGCAAAUUUAUAAAUUAAAACAGAAGAAUUUAGUACUAAAAACGGAUAGCGAUAUUUUAACUAAAUCUGUUGAAUUAAAGCAGCAUCCCAUUACUCCUACAACACCAACGAAAUCCAAUAAGUAUACUUCUGCUAAUACUUCUGAAAAUUCCACAAUAACUGCAACUACAACAAAUGAGAAAUCAAAAGCUCCACCGCAGUUAACCACGCUGAAUUCCAAUCAAACAACUAGCAAUUUAUCAGCGCGCAGCAACUCAAAUAUAAAUCUAACAGUGCUGCCACAAACAGAUAUGGCAGUUGCAGCGGUAACAGCAAGCAACGUGCCACGCACAAAAACAAAUACACAAUCAAAUAGUCAGCCUUAUCCUUCAGUGCCUACUCCACCAAUUACCGUCAACAGCAACAUAUUAAACUUAGGAUUGCCAGCAACAACUACAGCAACUACUAACGUUGUAACUACUCCUGUUGCCACAACCGGCACAUGCAAACGCUACAUGCCAGGCAGCUUAAUGAGAUCGCAAACUAUAGCCAGCAGUAGCAGCAACAGCAACAGCAACAGCAGCGCCAACAAUGCACUACAAGCUGCCAGUAACGGGUAUGGUAAACACUCCAACAUUGCCAAAUUGAACGCAGGAUUACAAAUACCAACAAAGCAAAACACUGCCAACAAUUCACACACAACAAAUGCAACAACAGCAUCCAAUGUUACAGCCACGCCCACCUACACCACUACAACUGUAACCAAUAAUAAAAUUACGCCAGCAACAAAUUCGACAACAACAGCAACUACUUUGGCGACUGCAACUGCGACCGGACCUGCUGUAGUCACAACGAGCACUAAACACGCGGAUAGAGAACGCGACCGUGAACAGGGCGGCGACUAUCUGAUCGAGAUUUGUGGUCGUUAUCUGAAUAUUUAUGGUCAGGGCGCUCUACGAUUUAUAGACAAGCAAUGGAAUUCGACAAAGGCAAGUGAUGUCCAUACAUUAAAUUUUAGUUACAUUAAUUUUGACAGUGUUACGACAGUGUUGCCUCGUAUUAAGUUUCGUUUUCCUAAUGCUGAAAACUUUGUAUUCCGCGAAACGAACAUCAGUUGCCUGGGUCAGUUGAACGCGUUAGGUGAGUUGCAGGGCAUCACCUCGUUGUGCAUUGACCCGGAAGGCAACCCAGUCACAACAAAGUAUUUGUGGCGUCAGUAUGCUGUGUAUCGGUUGUCGCAUUGGGGUCUCAAGCAAUUGAACGGUGUCGAGGUAACAGAGGCGGAUAUCGAGAAGGCAAAUAUCAUAUACGCUGGCUUGUCGGAUUUAGUGUUAUGGUCGAUGCCGGAAGUUAUGCUCCAGCCAUUGUUGGCACGUUUGCGUUUGGAUGAAACGUGUACAGCAAGUAAAAUGUCACCCAAAGAAUGGCUGGCGAAAGAAGAAAAUAAGUCGCUACGUUUGGUUGUAGGCAAGGAAGCAUUGCAAUGGAAAAAAUCUAACAACACCAACAAUAUCAGCAACAAUGCCAACAACAGUAGCAACAAUCACAGUAAUGCAAACAUUAUUUUUGGUCCACAGCUAAACACGUGCGAUAUUGUGUAUCCUAUGCUGUGUAGUGCUGGUAAUGGUGUUGCUGUUGGAGCACUUGUAACUCAAAACACUUCCGCACUUAGCACGCGUGAACGCGGUAAAAUACAUUUUGCGUUAUUGCUGGAAAAUACAUGCAAUGCAAUUGAAAAACUUCACAAGCUGGAAACUUUAUGGCCAAGUCUUCUGUUGGAUAUUGUGCGCAACACGUUGCUCGAUUAUUCGCAAAUGGACGUUUAUGUGUGUAAUUUAAUGGAUGAGAUUAUGAAGUGAGAAUGAUUAGA